Acaulospora colombiana is the source of this 1051-nucleotide messenger RNA. NCBI's taxonomy places the organism in Eukaryota, Fungi, Glomeromycota, Glomeromycetes, Diversisporales, Acaulosporaceae. The record is from the annotation of a GenBank genome assembly.
CAAACCGGAGAGUGCGCUUGGGAAAAACCGGCAAAUAUCAAAUUACAUCAAAGGGAUCCAACCGGAGAAUGGUGGGAGUUUUAUGAUGAGGAACAUCAACAUCCCUAUUAUUAUCAUCCCACAUCUGGCCAAACAGAGUGGACCGUGCCUAAAACCGGAACCAUCAUCUCUUUAAAAAAAAUUCAGAAUUCCUCAAUCGGUAAAAGGAUGUCGGUGGCUUUGAUACCCUCUGAUGGUAUGGACAUCAAUCAGAUGCAACUAUUGCACACUUCCGCGGAAGCCAAAUAUGCAAGCACGAUGAAUCCGGACCGAUCUCCUGGAAUGUUGAGCUCGAUGAGCGCGUUUACGAGAUCCAUCGAGAAUCUAACCAUCACUGGAUCUCCACCGUCGUUAAAUUCGUCGUGUCCUAAACAAGGCAUGAAUGGAGUGCAGAGAACACGUGACAUGGAUUCGUCGAAUAUGAAGAGUGAACAAUCAAAGGAUUCACUUGCCUCCAAGACGGAAAUCGAUUACUCAUAUCAGAAAAAUUCGGUCGUUCAAGAGGCGACGAAACCUUUGUCACAUAAAUCGUCGGAAAACUCCUCGGAUGAAUAUAGCAGUUCCAAUCCUUCCGAAGGUACAACGCUAUCUAUAACCAACACGGCCAUAUCAGAAAAAACCAUUGCAUCUCUGAACGGGGGCGCAUCUUUGUCGAAGUCGGGUUCAAAAGCUUCGAGGUCAAGACCGUCCAUUAAAUCGAGUAACAGCGCAGCCUCUGUGACGGCUUCCGGUCAAAAGACACCUGUCAAUGGAAACGAUCAGGUGACGCCAACCAGAAAAUAUUCAAAAUCCGUGAAUCCUAAUAGAGUUUCCGGAAUCAGUAGCCCUUCCAUAAACUUCGAAGAGGACACGACGAAAUUCACGAACAAGUACACGGACCUUGGACGAAAAAGAUCCGGUUAUCAGUUGCACACACGAAAGUUGAGUACCGGUGAGGUCAAGAUCAUGCCACAAGAAUUGCAGCAAGACAUAGUGCAAUUCAGCAUCGAUGGAUUUGCCAGGAAAUAUUUUA